Molecule: messenger RNA, 363 nt
Organism: Linum trigynum
Lineage: Eukaryota; Viridiplantae; Streptophyta; Magnoliopsida; Malpighiales; Linaceae
Source: the annotation of a GenBank genome assembly
AUGCUUAUUUAUGCUAUGAGAAUAUUGGACACUACCACCUCAUGCCAUAUUUAUCAGAGACCACCUCCAGGGAAAAGUUUGAAGACUCACGCCUCUUGCCUCCGGGCUAGGCUCGAAGAUUCCCGCCUCCGAGCGAUGCUCUCUCCGGAGAAUGCUUCUCGCCUCCGAGCGAUGCACUCUACAGGAAAGGCUCACGCCUCCAACCUCCGGGUUCGCCUCGAAGACUCUCGCGUCCGAGCGAUGCUUCUUAUGAGGAACGAUUUCCGCUUCCGAGCGACGCACCCUUCGGGUAUUGAUUCAUGCCUUCCGCCUCCGGGCAAGGCUAAAAUACCGCCUCCGAGCGAUGCAUCCUUUGGGGAUUGA